Molecule: messenger RNA, 952 nt
Organism: Salvelinus sp. IW2-2015
Lineage: Eukaryota; Metazoa; Chordata; Actinopteri; Salmoniformes; Salmonidae
Gene: cdk20
Product: cyclin dependent kinase 20
Biological process (GO): protein phosphorylation
Cellular component (GO): nucleus
Molecular function (GO): protein serine/threonine kinase activity; ATP binding
Source: RefSeq, a predicted model, not a curated record
UUAUGGUCACGUGAUAACAACACUGUAGUCAAUGUAAACAGUCAGCUAGCAUUUUUUUACUAGGCAGCAAACUAUUCUCUGCAUUGAUAGCUAGUUUACUGUAUUACCGCAUUAUUACACGCCUUAACACGAUGUAUUAGAUAUACCAGAAGUUCGUAGAUGUUCUUACUUACGUUUGCAUUUGGUUGAAGAAGCCAGCUUUAUCAACAAGAGAGCUUAGCUAGCUAACGUUAACCGUCUUCUGUAACUUACCAUGGACCAAUAUAGUAUUUUGGGUAGAAUAGGAGAAGGAGCCCAUGGCAUUGUUUUCAAAGCAAAACAUAUCGAGACUGGAGAGACUGUGGCUCUGAAGAAAGUCGCUCUGAGAAAGUUGGAGGACGGGAUCCCCAACCAAGCCCUCAGRGAGAUCAAGGCUUUACAGGAGAUUGAAGACAACCAACACGUGGUGAAGCUAAAGGACGUGUUUCCCCAUGGUACAGGGUUCGUCUUGGUGUUUGAGUACAUGCUCUCUGACCUGUCUGAGGUCAUCAGGAACUCUCAGAGGCCUCUCACCGAGUCACAUGUCAAAGGUUACAUGAUGAUGCUACUCAAAGGGGUUGCCUUCUGCCACGAGAACUCCAUCAUGCACAGAGAUCUGAAACCAGCCAACCUGCUCAUUAGCUCUACAGGUCAUCUGAAGAUAGCAGACUUCGGCCUGGCCAGACUUUUCAACAACGACGGAGAGCACCUCUACAGCCAUCAGGUGGCCACCAGGUGGUAUCGAGCACCAGAACUGCUCUAUGGGGCAAGAAAAUACGACGAAGGUGUAGAUCUCUGGUAAGAGGAUUCCGUUUCUCGUGUCGCUGAUUGAUUAAUUAAUCAAUCAAACAGAUUCAUUGAUUUGAUGCUUUCAUUUGAUAUCAUAUCCUACAAUAACAGGUCAGUGAUAAUGUGUAAAGAGAGAGCUAAGUAA